Molecule: messenger RNA, 402 nt
Organism: Bipolaris sorokiniana ND90Pr
Lineage: Eukaryota; Fungi; Ascomycota; Dothideomycetes; Pleosporales; Pleosporaceae
Exons: 1
Coding region: 135-395 (86 amino acids)
Source: RefSeq, a predicted model, not a curated record
ACCUGCUCCCCUUGGCGUGGCUGUCGGUGCAAGAGUCAUUCCCGUCUCGGAGAUCUUGCUUGCAUGUCAGUUCCAUCGUGCAGCAUUGCCUAGCAGACACCUGUUUGCCGUCAUGCAGCUCGCUUGCACUCUCCAUGCCAUGGCAUCGGUCCGCCAUCCUGGCCUAUGCCCACCACGGCACCGCUGCUACACUUGAAACCCUACGCGCCCAACUUACCUCGAGCCCUCAUGCCAUGGCUCCUGAAACAUCCAUCCACUCGGUAACGACGCGUGGCAGGCACAUGCACACCACGCCUAGGUCCACCUCCGCGCUAACCUGGGUCCCAAAUCCCCUCUGCCCAUGCACACGCCAGCCCACUGUCAGAAUCACUCUAGAACAAACUCAACUCCACUAGAUGGUCA